UUUUAUUUUCACUCCAUUUUCCGAUCAGAUUCAUCAACAACAUGGAAACCAGAAAUCAAACUGAUGUUUCAGAAUUUUUUCUCCUGGGAUUGACAGAUAACCCAGAACUGCAGCCCCUCCUCUUCUGCCUCUUCCUGACCAUGUACCUGGUCACCGUCCUAGGAAACCUGCUCAUCAUCCUGGCCAUCAGCUGUGACUCCCACCUCCACACCCCCAUGUACUUGUUCCUCUCCAAUCUCUCCUUUACUGACAUCUGUAUGAGCACAGCCACAAUCCCAAAGAUGCUGCUAAACAUCCAAGCACAGAAUCAGAGCAUCACUUACGCAGGCUGUCUCACCCAGAUGUGCUUUGUCCUGGUUUUUGCCUGUUGGGAAAAUUUUCUCCUUGUAACAAUGGCCUAUGACCGCUAUGUGGCCAUUUGUCACCCCUUGAGGUACACGGUCAUCAUGAACCCCCCACUCUGUGGCCUGCUGGUUCUCCUGUCACUGUUCCUUAGCGUUGUGAAUGCCCUGCUCCUCAGUCUGAUGGUGCUGCGGCUGUCCUUCUGCAAGGACCUGGAAAUCCCUCACUUCUUCUGCGAACUUGCUCAGGUCAUCAAGCUGGCUUGUUCUGAUACCCUCAUCAACAACAUCCUGUUAUACUUUGUGGGCAGCCUGUUUGGAGUUGUUCCUUUCUCUGGGAUCAUUUUCUCUUAUGCUCAAAUCGUCUCCUCUGUUUUGAGAAUGCCUUCAGCAGGGGCAAAGCUUAAAGCUUUUUCCACCUGUGGGUCUCACCUCUCCAUGGUGUCCUUGUUCUAUGGGACAGGUUUGGGGGUGUACAUUAGUUCUUUAGCUGCUGGCUCAUCCAGGAAGACUGCGGUGGCUUCAGUUAUGUACGGUGUGGUUCCUCAAAUGAUGAACCCUUUCAUCUACAGCCUAAGAAACAGGGACAUGAAGGGAGCCUUGAGAAAACUCAUCAGUGGGAUAUCUUUUUUGUGA
Molecule: messenger RNA, 977 nt
Organism: Vicugna pacos (alpaca)
Lineage: Eukaryota; Metazoa; Chordata; Mammalia; Artiodactyla; Camelidae
Product: olfactory receptor 7G2-like
Biological process (GO): G protein-coupled receptor signaling pathway
Cellular component (GO): membrane
Molecular function (GO): G protein-coupled receptor activity; olfactory receptor activity
Source: RefSeq, a predicted model, not a curated record